CAGAGACACCAUGGUCCAACCACCAGCUCCCAACGGGGGUUCGAGAAAGAUAUCGUUCAACGUCUCCGACCAGUAUGAUAUCCAGGAUGUGAUCGGUGAAGGAGCUUACGGAAUUGUCUGCUCCGCUGUGCAUAAGCCAUCUGGUCAGAAAGUUGCCAUCAAGAAGAUCACCCCAUUCGACCAUUCCAUGUUCUGUCUCCGUACCUUACGGGAGAUGAAGCUACUACGGUACUUCAACCAUGAGAAUAUUAUCUCCAUUCUUGAUAUUCAAAAACCCCGCAACUUCGAGAGUUUCACCGAAGUGUAUCUCAUCCAGGAACUGAUGGAAACUGAUAUGCACCGAGUUAUCCGUACCCAAGACCUAUCUGACGACCACUGCCAGUACUUUAUUUACCAGACUCUACGAGCUCUAAAGGCCAUGCAUUCUGCCAAUGUGCUUCACCGCGAUCUCAAACCGUCUAACUUGUUACUCAAUGCAAACUGUGACCUGAAAGUCUGUGACUUCGGCCUUGCUCGUUCUGCCGCAUCAACAGACGAUAACUCUGGGUUUAUGACUGAAUAUGUUGCUACGCGCUGGUAUCGCGCCCCAGAAAUUAUGCUGACAUUUAAGGAAUACACAAAAGCCAUCGAUGUUUGGAGUGUGGGUUGUAUUCUUGCCGAAAUGCUGAGCGGCAAGCCCCUCUUCCCUGGAAAGGAUUACCACCACCAGUUAACUCUUAUCCUGGAUGUUCUUGGAACUCCAACGAUGGAAGAUUACUACGGAAUCAAAUCUCGCCGUGCACGAGAAUAUAUCCGCUCUCUACCUUUCAAGAAGAAGAUUCCGCUCAAGGCGAUGUUCCCCAAGACUUCUGAUCUGGCAUUGGAUUUGUUGGAGAAGCUUCUUGCUUUUAACCCCGUUAAGCGAAUCUCUGUUGAAGAUGCACUACGCCACCCUUAUUUGGAACCUUAUCAUGAUCCAGAGGAUGAACCGUCUGCGGACCCCAUCCCCGAGGAGUUCUUCGACUUUGAUAAGAAUAAAGACACGCUGAGUAAGGAGCAGCUCAAAGUGCUUAUCUUCGAAGAAAUUAUGCGGUAG
Molecule: messenger RNA, 1075 nt
Organism: Microsporum canis CBS 113480
Lineage: Eukaryota; Fungi; Ascomycota; Eurotiomycetes; Onygenales; Arthrodermataceae
Product: mitogen-activated protein kinase
Exons: 5
Coding region: 11-1075 (354 amino acids)
Biological process (GO): intracellular signal transduction; protein phosphorylation
Cellular component (GO): cytoplasm; nucleus
Molecular function (GO): ATP binding; MAP kinase activity
Source: RefSeq, a predicted model, not a curated record